This is a messenger RNA of Nelumbo nucifera (sacred lotus), 2730 nucleotides long. It is a transcript of the gene IPT2, whose product is annotated as tRNAisopentenyltransferase 2. NCBI's taxonomy places the organism in Eukaryota, Viridiplantae, Streptophyta, Magnoliopsida, Proteales, Nelumbonaceae. Gene Ontology annotation, molecular function: tRNA dimethylallyltransferase activity. Gene Ontology annotation, cellular component: mitochondrion. The record is from RefSeq and is a predicted model, not a curated record. Gene Ontology annotation, biological process: tRNA modification.
CUACACGACUAUUGCUCUUCCCCUUCUUUUGAACCCAACCCAGAAGAGCAGCAUAAUCCACUAUUCACCGUCUCUCCCAUUCGAACGAUAAACCAAAGCGGCGGAGUGACAACAAUCCUCAUCUCUGCCCUUCUUCUUCUUCUUCUUCUUCUUUUCCAUUUUUUUCUACCCUGGAUCGAAAGUUUCCCGCCACUGUUCAUCGUCAUAUUUGUUGAACAGCGACGACACUCUUUCCCUCUCCCAAAGACCCUCCUCCAUUUUAAUAUCCUCAUCCUUUUCGUUUCAUUUUUUUUUAUUAUUUUAUUCAUUCAGUGAAAUCGCCUCUCCUUGCUCCAGCCGUUGUUACCUCUUGCUAUGAAGAACAAAGCACAAAAUCAUCGGCGGAAGCAUCGUCUUCUACCAGAUCCGGUAAAGGCUCCGUCAUUUUCGGUGUUGCUUCUCAUUUCUCCACCGUUUUCCGGUGGUUUCUUCUCUUAUCCCGCAUUCGGUAGCAGACCGUGACCUCCCCUGUCUGCGAGCUUGAGUCAGGCAAAUUGCGGUGGGUAGCCCAACUUGCUCUGAUUUAGGAGGAAGCAGGAUCGAUUGAUUUGCCAUAAUCUUUAAUUUCGACCCCCGGAGCACAUCGGACUUACUCGGAGUUCAUAUUUGCAGCAUCGAACAUCGGCCAACACAUCAUUCAGUCACACUGUUGUCGCGGCGCGAGAGUGAAGCGAGAGGUGGAAGGUGUUGUCGUAAACCCUGAAGAAAAACAGUAACGGCAAAAGCCAAACUGACGAGGAGAUGGAUAAGGAGAAACAGAGGAAGCCAAAGUUGGUGAUCGUGAUGGGACCAACUGGUUCGGGAAAGUCACGGCUUUCCAUCGACCUUGCAUCUCAUUUCCCUAUUGAGAUCAUCAACGCCGACUCCAUGCAGGUGUACGAGGGUUUGGAUGUUCUCACCAACAAGGUUUCCCUCCAUGAACGCAAAGGAGUACCACAUCAUCUUUUGGGUACUAUCAGCCCAAAUGCUGAAUUCACGUCCAAGGAUUUCCGUGAUUCUGCAAUUCCUACUAUAGAUGGCAUACUCUCCCGCAAUUGCUUGCCAGUCAUAGUUGGGGGAACAAAUUAUUAUAUCCAGGCUCUUGUAAGUCCAUUCCUUCUAGAUGAUUCGAUGGAUAAUAUGGUUGAGCAUUGUUUGAAUAUUGCCCCUGAUGACAAACAGGCCGACAAUAAAGAGGAUCUGGUUGUUGAUGAAUUUACUAGCAGCAGUUAUAACCUUCUUAAAGAGCUUGAUCCAGAUUCUGUAAGGCGGAUUCAUCCAAAUGACCAUAGAAAAAUAAACCAUUUUCUUGGCUUGUAUGCACGCACUGGUGUUCUCCCUAGCAAACUUUUGCAAGGAAAGGCUUCAGAGAAUUGGGGCCGAGUGGAUAAUUUCAGAUAUAAUUGCUGUUUUAUAUGUGUGGAUGCUUCUCUCCCUGUGUUGGAUCGAUAUGUGGAAAAGCGAGUAGACAGCAUGGUUGAUGCUGGCUUACUAAAUGAAGUUUAUGAUAUUUAUGGCCCGACUUCAGAUUACACUCGGGGGUUGCGGCAGGCUAUUGGUGUGCGCGAAUUUGAAGAUUUUCUUAGAAUAUUUCAUUCCAAUACAAAUGCAUCUCAUUCUUGUAUCACAAAUGCACAUUAUGACUCAAGUGCUGGGGGUGGCACGAGUACAUCGACAAACAAGGGAAAUAUGAUUUCAAGAGAGAAUUUGAGGGCUAUUUUGGAUUUCUCUGAUGAUGACUAUUACAAAAUUAUCUUACAAGAAGCUAUUGACAAGCUAAAAGCAAAUACCAGAAGACUUGUUCGUCGUCAAAAAAGGAGACUCACAAGAUUGCAAACCCUUUUUGGCUGGGAUCUGCAUUAUGUUGAUGCAACUGAAGCCAUAUUGUGCAACUCUGAUGAAUCAUGGCAAGAACAAGUGGUUAAACCUUCUGUUAACGUAAUCAGAUCUUUCUUGUUCAAGGAUGAAUACUUGGUGCCCGACUCAGAGAUGUUCAAUGGUUUGGAGAGACCAAAAUUAGUUUCAAGGGAUUUGUGGACUCAACAUAUCUGUGAGGCCUGUGGAAGUCGGAUUCUUAGGGGAGCUCAUGAGUGGGAGCAACACCAAAAGGGUCGUUCACACAGAAAACGUGUUCUUCGGCUUAAAAAGAAGUUGCAAAGUUCUUCCUUGGCUGAACUGUGAUGGCACUAGGCAGCAAGACAGCUCUGAAUAGGAAAAACAAUGUAUUCAUGUAGGCACCAUCUCUGGUGCUUGUAGCUUAUACAGCAUGGCGAUACUAUAACAGAUUGCAACUUCGAGAUGUAGAUCCAAGGUUAGGGGUCAUUCCUUGGUCCAAUGGUAAAAUCUUGGGCUGGCAUAUUUAAGAGAAUGGAUUUGAGAUUGUGUCUGAGGGCGACUACUGAUGUAGAUCUAGGGUUGAUAAGAAAAGAAAAAUGGGAGAAGUGAGAAAUGUGAUUAGCUUCUCAUGUCUUACUGCUUGAUUAUGAUAGAUUCCAAGUCUGAAGGAAGUAGUUACCUAAUCACACGGACAAACCAAAGGUAUUGAGAUUGUGACCUCUGUUAUUGGAACCUUGCUACCUAUUCUGUAACUUGAGAAAAUUCUGCACAUAUAACAUGGGAAACAUAUAUUCUAUAUGUUUUGGUUACGUAGGGAUAGGGUAGAAAAAUUAAUUCAUGCAUAUAUAUGCUAUGGAAAUUCAAACCUUUAUGUAA